This is a messenger RNA of Cyphellophora europaea CBS 101466, 726 nucleotides long. RefSeq lists its product as uncharacterized. The transcript has a single exon. The record is from RefSeq and is a predicted model, not a curated record. The coding region runs from base 1 to 726 and encodes 241 amino acids. NCBI's taxonomy places the organism in Eukaryota, Fungi, Ascomycota, Eurotiomycetes, Chaetothyriales, Cyphellophoraceae.
AUGAAGACCACCUUCGCUAUUUCCGCCCUUUCCAUCGCCUCUCUGGCCUCUGCUCGCUCCAUCAAUAAGGCUCGCACAUCCGAGGUAGCAGCACCCAAGCAAGCCUUUGAGCUCGAUGUCACCACCACCCUGAAUGGCCUUCAGGACUACUACAGCCGCGAUGAUGGCUUCAUCUACGUCAAGAUCGCACAAGACGACAAUGUUGAAAGCGCCACCGUCCGCAGUGUCAACAACGAUGUCACCUGCACCAUCUCCGACAUCCGUGGCUACGCAAUCCGCUCAUUCGGCGGCCAAUUCCCAGACACCUACGAGCGCCAGCCAUGGGAGAACGACCACGCCGACAGUAUCGGCUGCUUUUUUCCCGGCGAGUCUCAAGCAGACUAUGCCGACAAGAUCACACGGCGCCAGGAGCCAGCUCCGCCUUCUUCCGCCCAACACCAGGCUUUUGAAAUGGACCUGACGUACGCAACCGCCGGCGUCCAGGACUUCUACAGCCGUGAGGACGGUUUCAUCGAGGCGGCCGUCAUUCCCGGCGACAAGCUCGUGGGUGCCGUCGUGCGCAGCAUUGCCGGCGACGUUGUCUGCACCAUCACCGAUGCCGACGGCUACCAGGUCCGCAAGUUUGGUGGCGAGCACCCCCAGAGCAUUGAGCUGUCUGAGUAUGAGGGUGUGAAGGCCGCAAAUGUGGGCUGCUAUUUCCCCGGCGAGGGUCCGGCUGCCUACUAG